Molecule: messenger RNA, 930 nt
Organism: Equus caballus (horse)
Lineage: Eukaryota; Metazoa; Chordata; Mammalia; Perissodactyla; Equidae
Source: RefSeq, a predicted model, not a curated record
AUGGAGAAUUACACGACAGUGAAUGAGUUUCUUUUGCUGGGUCUGAUCUCCAUUCAGGAACUUCAACCUGUAAUCUUCAUGAUUUUCUUCAUUCUAUACAUAAUAAACCUGUUGGGAAAUGGGGCUAUAUUAUUGAUCAUCAUUUUAGAGCCAAGACUCCACUCCCCUAUGUAUUUUUUUCUGGGAAAUCUUUCUUGUCUGGAUAUCUGCUAUUCUUCAGUGACACUGCCCAAACUAAUGUCAAACCUCCUCUCCACCCGUAAAGCCAUAUCUUUCCUAGGUUGCAUCACUCAGAUACACUUCUUCCACUUUCUGGGCUGCACUGAAUCCAUCUUGCUGGCCAUGAUGGGCUUUGACCGAUUCGUGGCCAUCUGCUACCCACUUCGUUACUCUGUCACCAUGAACCCCCAGGUGUGUAUUCUCUUGGCAGCUGUGACCUGGUUCACCAGUUUCUUUUAUGCUCUGAUGCAUUCUGUCAUGACUGCACGCCUGAAGUUUUGCUCUCAAAAACUCAACUACUUCUUCUGUGAUGUCAAGCCCCUUUUAGAAUUGGCUUGUGGGGAUAUACGGCUCAAUCAGUGGCUCAUCUAUAUUGUCACUGGCAGCUUAGCUAUGGCAGCAUGCUUUCUCACCCUGCUCUCCUACUGCUAUAUUAUCAGCUUUCUUCUGUUCAAGAACCGGAACUGCAGUGUGCUCCACAAAGCUCUGUCCACUUGUGCCUCUCAUUUCAUGGUGGUAUCUCUCUUUUAUGGAACUGUGGGGCUCACCUACAUAACCCCUACCUCUGCCACCUCUGUAAAACAGAGUCGGUUUGUGGCUGUCAUACACACUACUGUCACUCCAGUAAUGAAUCCACUGAUAUAUACCCUUAGGAAUAAGGAAGUGAUGUUGGCUCUGAAGAAAGUCUUUGGGAAGAAGCUGUUUGCCUAA